Messenger RNA from Closterium sp. Naga37s-1, 5652 nucleotides. The record is from the annotation of a GenBank genome assembly. NCBI's taxonomy places the organism in Eukaryota, Viridiplantae, Streptophyta, Zygnematophyceae, Desmidiales, Closteriaceae.
AUGUCUUACCAUUCGCUACCCCCGCCUCGUGCUGAGCUCGACGAUCCCUCGGUAUCUCCACGACCUCCUCGGGUGCUGCUCGUCGGGAAUCUCUGUCACGACGUCAUCACGUUGAAAUCCGGGAAAACGGUUGAGGCGUUUGGCGGCUCGGUCGCGUACAUCUCGCGCGUGCUCGACGCAGUCGGCGUGACGUCGCAAUCCGUCGCGAAAUUCGGCUCGGAUUUCAAGUACUGGGACGCGCUGGGCCCGAAUUGCCGGCCGGUAGUGGUGGGUGGGGACGAGUCGGAGAGAAGGGGGUCAAACGGCCCUGCAGGGACAGCAGCAGCAAAGACGACCGAAUUCUUCGCGGAUUUCACAGGCUCCGACCGCGUGCUGACAGCAGGCCACGUGUGCGAAGCCAUAGAGCCAGCAGAUCUCCCCAGCUUCUCAUGCUCAUGUCCUUGCCCGUGCGGAUGCCAAGAUUCAUAUCCAUUGGCGAAUCCUUAUCCUGAUCAUUCCACUCCACCUGAUGCUGCUGCCACUUCCGCUGGGGAGGACUGUGACAAUAAGAGGUUUGACCCAAGACGACCGAUUGGUAAUCAGAGUGCAGGGAGCUGCUCUCACGUGCCGAUGUUUGAUGUGGGAGUGGCUGCUGGUGUGGCUGGGGAGGUUCCACCAUCAACAGUGCGACACAUUGCAGAAAUCUCACGCCACACGGUUGCAGAUCUACAGUCGAUGGUGCGUGACAUUGACCCUGUGACAGGGGCUGUUGAACUGCUGCAUCUUGAGAAGACCUCUUUUAUGGCUCUCCUUCCGCGGAUAUCAUAUCUUAAGGUCGCCAGUCAUGAAGCUGCCUUCCUGGAUAUUAAGAAUUGUGCUCGGCUGCUUGGCUCAGCCCAAGCUAGGAGUGCAGUGGAGCAAUGCAAUGACGCCAUGGCCGCGAAGGGAGAAGGUCCCGCUAUUGGUAUCGAUCUCGGUACCACCUAUAGCUGUGUCGGUGUGUGGCAGCACGAUCGCGUUGAGAUUAUCGCCAACGACCAGGGUAACCGCACCACCCCCUCCUAUGUCGCCUUCACCGACUCGGAGCGUCUCAUUGGCGAUGCUGCGAAGAAUCAAGUCGCCAUGAACCCCAUCAACACUGUUUUCGAUGCCAAGCGUUUGAUCGGGCGUCGGUUCUCCGAUGCUCCAGUUCAGAGCGACAUCAAGCUGUGGCCGUUCAAGGUCACCUCAGGACCCGGCGAGAAGCCCAUGAUUGAGGUGCAGUACAAGGGCGAGACCAAGGUUUUCGCUGCGGAGGAGAUCUCUUCCAUGGUGCUCAUCAAGAUGAAGGAGAUCGCCGAGGCUUACCUCGGAAGCACCAUCAAGAACGCCGUCGUUACCGUCCCUGCUUACUUCAACGACUCUCAACGACAAGCCACGAAGGACGCGGGUGUCAUCGCGGGCCUGAACGUCCUCCGUAUCAUCAACGAGCCCACUGCUGCUGCUAUCGCUUACGGUCUUGACAAGAAGGCGACGAGCACCGGCGAGAAGAACGUUCUUAUCUUCGAUCUUGGCGGAGGAACCUUCGAUGUGUCGCUGCUGACGAUCGAGGAGGGUAUCUUCGAGGUGAAGGCCACUGCUGGAGACACUCACUUGGGCGGUGAGGACUUCGACAACCGAUUGGUGAACCACUUCGUUCAGGAGUUCAAGAGGAAGUACAAGAAGGACAUCACCAACAACCCCAGGGCUCUCCGUCGUCUCCGUACUGCCUGCGAGCGUGCUAAGAGGACUCUUUCGUCGACGGCGCAGACUACCAUUGAGAUCGACUCUCUGUAUGAGGGUAUCGACUUCUACUCCACCAUCACCCGUGCCAGAUUCGAGGAGCUCAACAUGGACAUGUUCCGCAAGUGCAUGGAGCCAGUUGAGAAGUGCCUCAAGGAUGCCAAGAUGGACAAGGGUACGAUCCACGACGUGGUGCUCGUUGGCGGGUCCACGCGUAUCCCCAAGGUGCAGCAGCUCCUGCAGGACUUCUUCAACGGCAAGGAGCUCUGCAAGAGCAUCAACCCCGACGAGGCCGUCGCGUACGGUGCGGCCGUGCAGGCGGCUAUUCUCAGCGGCGAGGGUAACGAGAAGGUGCAGGACCUGCUGCUGCUCGAUGUUACUCCCCUGUCCCUGGGUCUGGAGACUGCUGGCGGUGUCAUGACCACUAUCAUCCCCAGAAACACCACGAUCCCCACCAAGAAGGAGCAGGUGUUCUCUACCUUCUCCGACAAUCAGCCUGGUGUGUUGAUCCAGGUGUUCGAGGGUGAGCGCGCUAAGACCCGGGAUAACCAUCUGCUCGGAAAGUUCGAGCUGUCCGGCAUCCCCCCUGCUCCUCGCGGUGUCCCCCAGAUUACCGUCUGCUUCGACAUUGACGCUAACGGUAUCCUGAACGUCAGCGCCGAGGACAAGACCACCGGCCAGAAGAACAAGAUUACCAUCACCAACGACAAGGGCCGGCUCAGCAAGGACGAGAUUGAGAAGAUGGUUCAGGACGCGGAGAGGUACAAGGAGGAUGAUGAGCAGCACAAGAAGAAGGUUGAGGCGAAGAACUCCCUAGAGAACUACGCCUACAACAUGCGCAACACCAUCAAGGACGACAAGAUCGCCAGCAAGCUUGACGCCGAUGACAGGAAAAAGAUUGAGGACGCCGUGCAGUCGACCAUUGACUGGCUCGACCAGAACCAGCUGGGUGAGGUUGAUGAGUUCGAAGACAAGAUGAAGGAGCUGGAGGGCAUCUGCAACCCUAUCAUCGCCAGGAUGUACCAGGGAGCAGGAGGUGCUCCUCCUGAGGCUGACAUGGAUGGCGCCAGUGCCGGAUUUGCUGGAGGUGCUUCCGGUGGUGGUGGAUCUGCUGGGCCCAAGAUUGAGGAGGUCACCAAAGGCCCUGGAGACAAGCCCAUGAUUAAGGUCGAGUUCAAGGAAGAAACCAAAGUCUUCGCUCCCGAGGAAAUUUCUUCCAUGGUUCUCAUCAAGAUGAAGGAGAUUGCAGAGGCGUACCUCAAAAGCACUGUUAAGAAUGCGGUCGUCACCGUUCCUGCGUCCUUCAACGACUCGCAACGACAAGCCACGAAGGACGCUGGCGCAAUCGCGGGCCUGAAUGUCCUCCGUAUCAUUAACGAGCCCACCGCCGCUGCUAUCGCUUACGGUCUCAUCAAGAAGGCGACCAAUUCCGGCGAAAAAAACGUUCUCAUAUUCGAUCUUGGCGGAGGUACCUUGGAUGUGUCGCUUCUGAUUAUCAAGGAGGGUACUUUUGAGGUUAAGGCGACUGCUGGUGACGCUCACUUGGGCGGUGAGGACUUCGACGCCCGUCUGGUGAAAUUCUGCGCUGAGGAGUUCAAGAGGAAGUACAGGAAGGACAUGAGCACCGACCAGAAGGCUCUCCGUCGUCUCCGCACUGCUUGCGAGCGUGCCAAGCGAACCCUCUCGGACUCGACGCAGGCGAAAAUUGAGAUUGACUCUCUGUACGAUGGUCAAGACUUUGACAGCACCAUCACCCGUUUAAGACUCGAGGAGCUCAACAUGGACUUGUUCCGCAAGUGCCUUGAGCCGGUGGAGAAGUGCAUCAGGGACUCGGGGUUGAGCAAGCAUCAGAUUCACGAAGUGGUGCUCUUCGGUGGCUCCACGCGCAUUCCCAAGGUGCAGCAGCUGCUGCAGGACUGUCUCAACGGCAAGGAGCUCUGCAAGAGUAUCAACCCCGACGAGGCCGUCGCGUACGGUGCUGCCGUGCAAGCGGCUAUCCUCAGCGGCGAGAAGGUGCAGGACCUGCUGCUGCGCGACGUCACGCCUGUGUCCCUGGGUCUCGAAUCUGCCAACGAGGUCAUGAACGUGAUCGUUCGCAGGAACACCGCGAUUCCCACGAAGAAGGAGCAGGUGUUUUCCGGUAACCAGCCUGGUGUGUUGAUCCAGGUGUUCGAGGGUGAGCACCCCAAGACCAAAGAUAACCGUCUGCUCGGGAAAUUUGGGCUGUCCAAUAUCCCCCCUGCUCCUCAGAUCACCGUCUGCUUCGACAUGGACGCUAACGGUAUUCUUAAUGUCAGUGCCGAGGACAAGACCACCGGCCAGAAAAAGAAAAUUAAGAUUGAGAAGGGGCGGCUGAGCGAGGCUGAGAUUGCGAAGAUGGUCCAGGACGCUGAGAGGUACAACGCGGAGGACGUGCGGGAUAAGAGGAAGGUGAAGGCAAUGGACUCGCUUAUGACGAUGAAGGAGAUCGCCGAGGCUUACCUCGGAAGCACCGUUAAGAACGCCGUCAUCAGCGUUCCUGCGUCCUUCAACGACUCGCAACGACAAGCCACGAAGGACGCUGGCGCAAUCGCGAGCCUGAACGUCCUCCGUGUCAUCAACGAGCCCACUGCCGCUGCUGUCGCGUACGGUCUCGACAAGGUCACGACCAGCGCCGACGUUAAGAACGUUCUUAUCUUCGAUCUUGGCGGAGGUACAUUGGAUGUGUCGCUUCUUACGAUCGAGGAGGGUGUUUUCGAGGUGAGGGCGACUGCUGGAGACUCUCACUUGGGCGGUGAAGAUUUAGACAACCGUCUGGUGAACUACUUCAUUCAGAAGUUUAAGAGGAAAUACAGGAAGGACAUGAGCAACAACCCCAGGGCUCUCCGUCGUCUCCGAGCUGCUUGCGAGCGCGCCAAGCGAAUCCUCUCGUGCACCGCACAGACGAGCAUUGAGAUCGACUGCUUGUACGAUGGUAUCGACUUCCACACCACCCUCACCCGUACCAAAUUCGAGGAGCUCAACAUGGACUUGUUUCGCAAGUGCAUGGAGCCGGUUGAGAAGUGCCUCAAGGACGCCAAGAUAGACAAGAAUGAGGUCCACGACGUGGUGCUCGUCGGCGGGUCCACGCGUAUCCCCAAGGUGCAGCAGCUCCUGCAGAAAUACUUCAACGGGAAGGAUCUCUGCAAGAGCAUCAACCCCGACGAGGCCGUCGCGUACGGCGCGGCCGUGCAAGCGGCUAUCCUCAGCCACGAAUUUGAUGACCUGCUGCUGUUGGAGGCUAUUCCGCUGUCCCUGGUUCUGGAGACUGCCGACGGUGUCAUGACUGUUGUCAUCCCCAGAAACAGCACGAUUCCCGUGAAGAGGGAGCAUGUAAUCUCUACCUCCUCCAGCAACCAGCCUGGUGUGCUGAUCCGGGUGUUCGAGGGUGAGAGUGCCAAGACCCGGGAUAACCAUCUGCUCGGCACGUUCGAGCUGUCCGGCAUCCCCCCUGCUGCCCGCGGUCACGCUCUUGAGGUCACUGUCUGGUUCGACAUUGAUGCCAAUGGUGUUCUAAACGUUGGUACCGAGGACGAAACUACUGGCCAGAAUAACAAGUUUUCCAUCGUGAGAGAUAAGGGCCGGCUCAGCAAGGAUGAGAUUGAGAAGAUGGUUCACGACGCGGAGAGGUACAAGGAGGACGACAAGCAGCACAAGAGGAAGGUGGAGGCGAAAAACUUGGUUGAGAGCUACGCCUACAACAUGCGCAACAGAAUACAGGACGACAAGAUCGCCAGCAAGCUUAAAGCCGGUGAUAGGAAGAAGCUUGAGGUUGUAGUGCAGUUGACCAUUGAGUGGCUCGAUAAGAUCCAGUUGACUGACGUGGACAGAUUCGAAAAUAAGAUGAAGGAGCUGGAGGGUAUCUGCAGACUUUUUCCAGGGUGUUUGAGUUAG